ACCCAGGAAUAAAUAGGAUGAAAGCCAUGGCCAGAAGUUAUUUUUAUUGGCCAUCAAUGGACCAUGACAUUGUCGAUUGGGUGGACUCGUGUCAUUCAUGCCAGAUAGCAGCUAAGUCUCCAACUCACAUCAAGUCGACCAGCUGGCCAGAAGUACCAGGUCCGUGGUACCGCAUUCAUGUCGACUACGCGGGACCACUCAACGGGGAAUGGUACCUGGUGAUUGUCGAUUCGUUCUCGAAGUGGCCAGAAGUGAUUCCAACGAGCAGUACAACAACAACGGCAACGAUAAGUAUACUGCGUAACAUAUUUGCUCGUUUUGGCAACCCAGUAACACUUGUGUCGGAUAAUGGUCCACAAUUCACUAGCACAGAUUUUGAAUCUUUUUGUAGGCAAAAUGGGGUUGAGCACAUCAGGACAGCGCCGUAUCACCCGCAAUCCAACGGGCAGGCUGAAAGGUUUAUCGACACCUUUAAGCGCGCUUUGAGGAAGAUGUCAGCCGAUGGUCUCACGUUACGAGAAGCUCUGGACACCUUCUUGCAGACCUAUCGGGCCACCCCGAACGCUCAGCUGAAUAAUUCGAAAACUCCUGCCGAGAUUAUGCUAGGCAGGCGUCCCAGGACCUUGCUAGAGCUGUUAUUGCCGCCACGUCAAGCUUCACAAUCGAGUGCUGGUCUACGAGUUCGUGAGCUGAAUCCCGGUGAGCUGAUCUACGCUAAGGAGUACCACCUGAACGAUUGGAAAUGGGUCACUGCUACGGUGGUCGAUCGGCAAGGCAGAUACAUGUACCUGGUUCGGACUGCUGAGGGGAAGACGUUCCGUCGACACAUUAAUCAGCUACGUCGGCGUAUCAGCGACAGUUCGUUUAAGGACACAACACGGGCCCAUUCACCACUACCUUUGGAUCUGUUAUUCGAUGCUUGGCACUUUAAUCCGUCACCAGUACCUGCAUCAUCGGGCCAGCUAGAAGCUCAUAAACCGUCCUCACCGCCAGCGCCUGUGUCGUCCUGUGUUGUACCAUCUAGUAAUUUUAAUAUUGAGAGCAGUCGUCCAACACUCAUCAAAUGUCCACGAAGAAGAGCUACAUCCCGCAGAACGGAUCAAACAAUCGAUUCGGUACAUGAACCACGUCGCUCUUCUCGCAACAGAAGACCGCCCAGUCGGUUCGAUGUGUACCGAACGUUUUAAGGAGGGAGAUG
Anopheles arabiensis is the source of this 1198-nucleotide messenger RNA. RefSeq lists its product as uncharacterized. The coding region runs from base 18 to 1187 and encodes 389 amino acids. Gene Ontology annotation, molecular function: nucleic acid binding. Lineage: Eukaryota; Metazoa; Arthropoda; Insecta; Diptera; Culicidae. The transcript has a single exon. The record is from RefSeq and is a predicted model, not a curated record. Gene Ontology annotation, biological process: DNA integration.